UUAUUCUAACAGGUAGUUUAAAAACCUAACAGGUCAACAGCAGCAGCAAGACAGUAACUAACACAGCGGUUAUCCUGCGAGGAGCGCGGUCUGAACGACGACGUUUCUUUAACAGCAUUUUGUGUCUGGAUAUGCCCGGACGCCGCUCUCCAGCAUGCUGAGCAGGAAGGCGUCUUGUGCGGGGAUGAUGAGUGCUGCAGCCGGAGGAGACCGCAGCAGAGUCGGGGAAAGGCUGCAGGCUGCUCUGGCCGGGCUGCAGGAGCUGCAUCUGCUGAAGGACAGACAGAGCGACAUGGUGAGCUGGGCACUGAGGGUGGACCGAGAGGAGCCGGUCACUUCUGUCCACGUAGGCCCGGAGGGUCCCAGGAUGAUGGGGGCUGAGGAACAGCGGCUGGAGGCGACCCUGACAGCCUUGAAGCAACAGCUGUCUCGUCUUCGGAAACAGGACGUAGGCCUGAAGACUCACUUGCAGCAGCUGGACCAACAGAUCAGUGAACUGAAGCUGGAUGUGAGCAAGGCCUCCACAGAGCAGCUGGAGAGUGACAGCAGGCCAAGUUCAGGUUUCUAUGAGCUCAGUGAUGGUGGCUCUUGCUCGUUGUCCACCUCCUGCACCUCUGUGUACAGCGAGUGUCUGUCAUCCUCUCAGACAAGCCUUCUUCUCCUUCCCAUGAGCCCUGCUAAUUCCCACAUUACCCCUCCAUCACAAGUUGAUGUAUGCCGCCGGCGUUCCGCUGAUGAGAGCACUACCCAGCCCAACCCUCCGCGGGCUACAGGCCUCCAUCUUGGCAGCAGCAGGAUUCGAGCAAGCACUACUGGCACUGAAAAGGCACGACCAAGACCUGUGUCAACAGGUGAUCUUGAUAGGAUGAUGGCUCAAGGGCUUGGCUACUACAAAUCUGUGGAUGCAAGGAAACCCUCAAUCUGCACAAAUGUGAAAACCUCCAUAGUGGACCCCAAGUUCCAGAGCAACCUGGUGUCCCGCAGUGGAACUGAAGUUUACCACUACCCCAGUCCCCUGCACGCUGUGGCUCUCCAGAGCCCAAUCUUUUCCCAUGGGGGCGACCCAGCCACACCUGGACUACUAGAGGCCCAAAGACACCAAACUAACGGUUCUGACACCCUCCAGAGGGCACAGAUGAGUUAUGAGACCAAGACCCUGGGUUACAUUGACAAGCUCCUCCUGCGCAGCUUGAGCAAAAUCCAGAGUGAAAUGGCCACAGAGACUCUGCAGACACACAAUAAAUGUCACGGGAAGCCCACUGAAGUUGUAACUGUGUUUCCCGAAGUGUCACAGAAAGAGGUGUCUGUGCUGCAGCCUCUUCCAGCCCAGACCACAAACAUCAUCCCACUAGAUAGCGACCAGAAGAGACACUGCAUGACAUACUCCAGCCAAGAGCUAGCUGAUAACACAAACCACAAACAGUCAGUGAGAGCCCCCGAGGUUUCAUACCGAUACUCCUAUCCUGCUGCCAUGAUGGAGUACAGCUCUGACGAGGUCACCACUUCAUCCCUGAAGAAGAAUGAUAAAUCCCAAGGAGAAUGUGGGAGUGUAGCAAGAAGCAAUUCAGAAAAAAGAUGUGGGGAUAAUUCAGAGACAAGGCCACAAGAGAGGAUGGGCCAUAAGCAAAGAUUGGUGAUGGCCCACAGCUCCAGCACAGAGGAGAGUCAAGGCUUUGAGGUUCACACUGGUCACGCAGCUUCCCCUGAGUUUGUCCAUGCUAAAUUUGUCCCUGCUGGAUCUCAGAGGGUCAAGGUGAGACAGGCAGAUCGUAAAACCAAAGCCGUGAAACUGAGAAAAAAAAGCAGCGAGAAGCCUCGAGUCAUGAGGCAGCAACAUGGCCACUCCUCCGGUGAAAGGACCAGAGAGGCCAGUUUUGGAACCAAGGGAGAUCAGAAAAGAUCAGGAAAAGGAAAAGUGACCCAGAAAUUUACCACCUGUCACGCAGAGGAGCGCAGACAGGGCUCAGGCUCAGACUCCAGCCACUGCAGCCCGGGACUCAUGUACACCCACAAGGUCCAUAAUAAGCCACAUCCCAUCCCUGCUGUUACGAAGUCCGGCAAAAGCCGCAGACUGCAGAGCCUGGAGUAUGAGCAGCCUGUAGAGCAGAGGAAGAGGAGGCAGGGGGCUGCCAAAGGGCUGUCCGAUGUGGAGAUGUUCCAGGCCGUAUGUGCUCAGCGUCAGAGGUCAAAAGAGCCUCAUGGUCAGGCACCAGGGAGCAUGCAGAUGGGCCGCAGUAUGAGUGCCAAGCCAGGUCAGUGGAUAGGACCUCCUCGCUCCUUCCAAUCCUCCAUGUCCACUAACUCUUUCUUCCACAAUCUUAAUGCUAGAUACCCUCCAGCACCCUACCAUAACCACUACCCACCCAGAUGCGAGUCUGAGUACUCGGCCGAAUGCGCCUCACUGUUUCACUCCACCAUCGCUGAAAGCAGUGAGGGGGAGAUGAGUGAUAACACCACCAACCGCUUUGGAGAUAGCGAGUCCAGCCAGAGCUUCCAGUCCAUCUCGGACUCCGACAGCAGCCUGUCCCUGGACGAGGAGGACCAGGUGGACAGCCACGAGGACGAGAGAGGUCUCGUGUGGGCUGAGGCUGCUCUGGGACCCACCGCCGCUGGACACCCCCUCCAGCAGCUCCCACGCCCCGAGCCAUCAGCCUGCCGCAUCAAAGCUUCCCGGGCCCUGAAGAAGAAGAUUCGUCGGUUCCAGCCUGCCUCCCUGAAGGUCAUGACCCUGGUGUAGCAAAGUUCCCCCGGGCAGAACGAGAACUGUUGGGAGAGAGCUUUGGGAAAUGCUUUCAAAACUGUUUGGAAAGAGUUCACCUGGUCUUUCAGCACAACACCCUUAAUCAUCACUGAGUACCAGCAAGUAAACUGGACUGCAUUUGUGCACUGAUUGUUUUGUUAAAACAAAAAAAAAUGUAGAAUUUACAAUGGUUGAACCCAAAGCUGUACAAAAUGGUGCAUUGCAUAAAAGCAUGUAUAACACCAUUAUUACACAUACUUAAUUUGUAAAUAUUUAUGUUGUUGUAAUUAAAGUUUCUCAUAGCAUGUGGCUGCAUUUGACAAUUUCUUGGACAUUUCUGUCAUAUAAUCUUAUACCUGAGAAAUAAAAUCAAUCUUCUCAA
This is a messenger RNA of Siniperca chuatsi (mandarin fish), 3122 nucleotides long. It is a transcript of the gene dact2, whose product is annotated as dishevelled-binding antagonist of beta-catenin 2. The transcript is spliced from 4 exons. Bases 155 to 2737 code for a protein of 860 amino acids. Gene Ontology annotation, biological process: negative regulation of nodal signaling pathway. NCBI's taxonomy places the organism in Eukaryota, Metazoa, Chordata, Actinopteri, Centrarchiformes, Sinipercidae. The record is from RefSeq and is a predicted model, not a curated record. Gene Ontology annotation, cellular component: cytoplasm.